Messenger RNA from Vitrella brassicaformis, 1396 nucleotides. The record is from the annotation of a GenBank genome assembly. Lineage: Eukaryota; Vitrellaceae.
GUUCGUCAUGGCGAGUGGUCAAGAUCUGCCGCUCAUGAGCCUCAGGAGGGGCUGCAGGAGGACAUCGUGACGGUAUCAUGAACAUGCAGCAGAUGCAGCAGCAGCAGGGGAGUCAACACAGGUCAGAUGAGUCAGAUGAGGAAAGGAAUUGUGUGUCAUGACACCCAGUGCAGUGAGAAUGUGUGCAGGUCGGUGACUCGAGCGUUGAAGAGGGGUGCGGAUCUGACGGGUCGAUGCCUGCGGACGACUGGCGGGGCGCUUUCUGUUGUCGGUCUUAUUGUUAUCUUUGCGGAGCUUGCAAGGCCCCUGGGCGCCUUCCACCACACCAACGUUGUCCAGAGUCAAUGGCCCAUCAUCCGAAAGGCCCGCCAGACGUGGGCCAUUCGGGAUGAGUCACUGACAGCCUUGCACUCUUCGCUCGUUUUAUCUCGUGGCGACUUCUUCAUUGACCGCCUUGGCCAUUCUCUGUGGGUGCUGGGGGCCGGCAGGGCAACCCAGCCAUCAGAGAUUGUGCAGCUCGACCCGAAGGCCUACGACAUCUGGACACUGAAGCCAGAGCUGCCGUAUCGUGGUGUGGUGGGCAGCUCUCUGCUGAUCCCUGCGCUGGAGGUGCGGGAGACGCUGAAGCAGGUUGACCGGUGGCUGACGGGCGAGGACCCCUGCGACGCGCUUGACGAGAUAGAGGGUUUGAUAGAGGCCUCGCCGAUGAGCAACAUGGCGGAGCUGAAGGAAAGCUUCAACGAGUACAGUGACAACAUCUACUUCAAAGACCCGGUAGGCCCUGGCGCACAGACGCAGACACUCGUAUCUCACAUGGCGUAUCUCACCUUUUCCGUUCCGGCUGUGUGUGUUCAUUCAGGAGAGGUGGAAUGUGUACCUCCAGGGUGCGGUGCCCACGACCUACCACACACAGCAGUACCUGCUCAAGAAUGCUGUCCUCAGCGACCUAGCAACGCUAAUAGACGAGAUCGACCUCCUGCUGCGGCUCAAGCGCGUCCAGGAGGGAGAGGACCUCGCGUCAGUCACGCCGUCAUCAGACAUGCGGCAGGUGACAGUCGAGGGCCUCACUGUGGCGCUUGGCACUAGCGGCGAGCAGAGGGCGGCCAGCAAGAUCAAGGAGGCGGUCAAGAGCGACCUCACCUUCGAUGAGGCAUUCGAUCGGGAGUUUCUGCGUGCGUGUGUUGAGAGGACCCUGGACAACCUGGGGGAGUACUUGCAGAUGGCGAGAUCUGACGACCUGGAAAGUGCUGAGAGAUCGUUCAAGCGAAAAACACGGCCACAGGCAAGGCUGGCGGACAACAGCGAGAGGACACCCUGAUGUGUGCAGUGCUCGUGUCGGUCGGUGUGUUGUGGACGGUGUGACGGCCGUAAGGCCUUGGCUCGUAUUUGUCGGUCG